AUGCCCCUAUCACUCUUUCUUUUAUCUCUUGUGUUUUCACUCUUCACGUUCUUGUCACAAGCCAGUGCAGGCCCUACCCAUGAUGCCUGGUCUCGCCUUUGGAGCCCAUGUCCAACGGACUGCAGUGACUCUUCACCGGCCGAAUGGGCUGCAUACAACGGGCUAAGCCGUCUCGCUGCUUGCAACGGGCUAAGCCGUCUCGCUGCUUGCAACCAGACAAUGCGUCUUCAAUUCUCUUUGUACAAUCCUUCAAGUUCCAUACGAGCCUGUUCGGCAUCCUCCAACCCCCACUCUGUACAAGCUGCACUGGCACCUGCCUUCUCCGAGAAAUUCCAAUCCCAGGAGGUAAGCCUUGAGCUUGGCUGGUGGGACACUCCGACCUCCUCGAGUCCUGCGGGUGUCAAAGCUGCUGUGGAGGAGGCCCGAAAAGCCCUUAUGACCUCGAGCAACAACAAAUCCACCACGACAUUUAGCUACUCGGGCAAGUCCCUUGUUGGUCUGUAUGCUGGACACGGAGUGCUCCACUCGGAUGCUGCCACUACAGCGCUCCAGCACUUCACUCAAUAUCUCGAGUCGCAGGAGACUAUCGGUCGAGUGCUCCUUCAGUACUGCGGCAUCAACUCAAACAAAGCGCUUGGUAUCGUGGUCGACACGACUGGUGACUUUUCGGCAGUGCAGCGCAUUAUGCGGGACUGGAAUGAGGCCAAAUGCCAGACCGACUUUGACGGUAGCAAGAAGCUGUCCACCACUGCGUUGCGUCUUGAGCGACCCUUCACCCAGGCAAACUCGACCACCGAUGACCUGACCCGCCGCCACUCACACCACCACGGCGCCCAUCACGAUCAUUCCAUCCACCGGCGAGCGACCUGCGAGACCAUCCAAGUCGCGUCCGGUGACUCCUGCGGAUCCCUCGCUAAAGAAUGUGGCAUCACUGGCGCGAAGUUUGAGGAGUACAACCCUGACAAAAAUCUCUGCUCCACCUUGUCAGUCGGUCAGUAUGUAUGCUGCACUGCCGGUGACCUCCCCGACCUUACUCCUAAGCCUGAGCCUGACGGUACAUGCGCUUCUACCAUUGUGGAAGAUGGGGAUUACUGUUCCAAAAUAGCCUCUGCCAACGGUAUCUCUGUUGAGGACCUGGAGGAUUUCAAUAAGAAGACCUGGGGAUGGGCGGGAUGUGACCUCCUCCAACCAAAGCAACGGAUCUGCCUCAGCAAGGGUGACCCUGCGAUGCCAGAGAGUCUUGAUAAUGCUGUUUGCGGUCCGCAAGUCCCAGGGACAAAACAGCCAACGAACGGCACGGAUCUUGCGGAUCUCAAUCAAUGUCCGCUCAAGUCAUGCUGCAACAUCUGGGGUCAGUGCGGUAUCACCGAUGACUUUUGCACCAUCACCGAGUCAGAGACCGGAGCCCCCGGUACGGCGGCCAACGGCACGUAUGGCUGUAUAUCCAACUGCGGCACUGAUAUCGUCAAUAAUGACAGUCCUCCGGACUCUUUUAUUACGAUUGGGUAUUUCGAGGCCUGGAACUUUGAGCGCAAAUGUCUGAAUAUGGACAUAGCCUACUUCGAUACAUCCGCCUACAGCCAUCUUCAUUUUGCUUUUGCUGAGAUCACCAAGGACUACAAGGUCGACGUUUCUGCCGUCCAGUCCCAAUUCGAUAGUCUGCUGAGCAUGGGCGAAGUGCACCGUGUGUUAUCGUUCGGUGGAUGGUCCUUCUCCACCGAGGUGGACUCCUUUCCUAUCUUUCGCGAGGGCGUGACCGACGCGAAUCGAGAGUUGUUCGCCACCAACGUGGUCAAUUUCAUUGUGGACAAUGACCUCGAAGGUGUCGAUUUUGACUGGGAAUACCCCGGAGCCCCAGAUAUCCCCGGCAUACCUGCCGGGGAUGAGGGCGAUGGAGAACGAUACCUGCAGUUCUUGAAGCUGGUGCGGGAGAAGCUUCCCAAGAGCAAGACCCUAGCAAUUGCCGCACCUGCUUCCUUUUGGUAUUUGAAGGGCUUCCCGAUUGCGGAGAUCUCUGAAGUCGUUGACUAUAUUGUCUACAUGGCCUACGACCUGCAUGGUCAAUGGGACUACGGCAAUCAAUAUGCCACUUCCGGAUGUACUAAGGGUGACUGCCUACGCUCCCAUGUGAACCUUACGGAGACAACAAGCGCUUUGUCAAUGAUCACCAAGGCCGGGGUUUCUUCUGACAAAAUCAUUGUCGGACUGGCCAGCUACGGACGUUCCUUCAAAAUGACCAAGGAAGGCUGCACCGGACCCAUGUGCAGGUUCGUUGGGCCUGACUCUGGCGCGGCAAAAGGGGAGUGCACCGAUACCGCAGGGUAUAUCUCCGAUGCAGAGAUCUACCGGAUUCUUGACGAAGAUGACACGGCAGAGACCUUCUACGACAAGAGCAGCGAUAGCAACAUUCUUGUCUACGGAUCCACGGAAUGGGUUGCGUUCAUGGACGCGGAUACGAGAAGCAGUCGGACAGAUUACUAUGAGGGUCUCAAUAUGGGCGGGACGACAGACUGGGCUGUUGACCUGCAGGCAGUCGGCUUUUCUGGAGGAGGCGGCGGCGGCUCCGGCGACGGUGGCGGCACCCUGAAUCAAUCCAUCGUCUACAUCUCUCCCAGUAUCUGGACGGACGGGGAGGAUCCUGCAACGGUGCAAUGUCCUGCGCCCUGCGUUCUCGUGCUCCCAGAUUUCCCUCUCAGCUCGACGUCCGUCAUCUCUCGUCCUCCGUAUGUUACGACCCUGGACGUGGCCUGGCCAACGGCUGCGACCUUGACAACCGGGGGAUCUACAGUGACGACCACCACCGUGACUCACAUUCUACAGGAAACAACCAUCAAGGCACCCGCAGUUACUGUGAGCUCCCUGCCCAUGGCAAAUCUUAACAUCACGGUGCCCAUCGACGGCAACAGCACCAUCACCAUCACCCCCAGACCACGAUUCCCAGCGCAGGCCGUUACCAUUACCAAUGACCCUAACCCGCUGAGCAUCACGGGCGUCUCGCAUCCGCCUGUCACUCGCAGUGUCACCUUGCCGCCCUGGCCUCAGGGAACUGUCAUCUAUUAUCCAAAGGACUACGUUGAUGACGGCAGAGAUGACAAUAAUGAUGAUGACGACGACAACGACGAUGAUGAUGAUGACAAUGGCAACGAUGAGGAUGACGGUAUCGACCUUCCUGCCAUCCCGAUCAUCGUCGUCAAGGACGGACCCGGCUCACCUCGCUGUGGCGCCGACGAAAACUGCGGCCAUGUCUGCUCCGGCCCUCUCAGCUUCUGCUCUUGCUUCAUCUGCCCCAACGGCGGUGGUGCUGGCGACGGUGGCUUCUCAGAUCCCAACGACCCCAACCCACCCCCACGACCCCCCGGAGAUCCAGUAAAUAACAACAACAACAAUCCAGACGACCCAGACCGUAGCUGCACGAAGACAUCCACCGAGACGAACUACUGGGUGUCGUGCGAGAGCCUAGCCUCGACCUCAACCUCGUGCACCACAACAAGCAGCAUGCUCGCCAUCGGCUGCGACGUCACAGCCACAACGACCACAACCGGCGAGGGCGUCUGCAGCAGCUUCAACCCCGACGAGGACCAGGGAGACGCCAACGGCCGACCCACCAGCGGAGGCUCCACGACCGUGCCAACAGUCUCAGCCACAGCAACCACCACUACAAACAAAGAGCCCUCCACCUCUUCCAAAACCACCACGACCAAGACCUCGACGACAUCUGCCUCCCCACCGUCCGCCACCGCUGCCGACGGCUGCAGCAAAGUCGGCGGCUCCAGCAGCAGCACCCGACGCUGCUGGAACAAAUGCGACCCGGGCACGGGCUCGCCCAUCGGCGGCGACUGGGCGCAGAACGAUCCCUGGUGCUACAUCUCAGAAUCCGGCAGCGACGAGUACGCCAAUUGCUUCAAGCAAUCCGACUGUCCGACUGACUUUGAGUGCGCGGAGUCAUGGGGCUGCGUCGUUCCGCUGGCCCGUGGGUGUGCGCCUCAGGGCGGCAAAACGCAGCUGGGGAAGACUUGCUGGAGCAGCUGCAAUGAGAAGACCGGGAAGCGUACGAACGAUGAGUGGGAGGAGGGAAUGGCGUGGUGCUGGCUGAAGAAUGAUAGGUUUUUUGCCAGCUGCGAUGAGGACGACGACUGCGAUGCCACCACCGAGUGUGUCCCUGACUCUUGGUCGCAUGGCGGCUGCGAUACUAAUGAUAAGGCCUCGUGA
This is a messenger RNA of Aspergillus steynii IBT 23096, 4209 nucleotides long. RefSeq lists its product as uncharacterized. NCBI's taxonomy places the organism in Eukaryota, Fungi, Ascomycota, Eurotiomycetes, Eurotiales, Aspergillaceae. Gene Ontology annotation, molecular function: chitin binding. Bases 1 to 4209 code for a protein of 1402 amino acids. The transcript has 2 exons. The record is from RefSeq and is a predicted model, not a curated record. Gene Ontology annotation, biological process: carbohydrate metabolic process.